Molecule: messenger RNA, 2807 nt
Organism: Melanotaenia boesemani (Boeseman's rainbowfish)
Lineage: Eukaryota; Metazoa; Chordata; Actinopteri; Atheriniformes; Melanotaeniidae
Product: cilia- and flagella-associated protein 251-like
Exons: 7
Coding region: 159-2426 (755 amino acids)
Source: RefSeq, a predicted model, not a curated record
AGAGAGAGUCAAUAAUCUGCCAAUACAGAUGAAUCUCUUCUGCUCUGAUUCACCAGUAACAGGACAGGUCGAUACCACUCCCCCUCUCUCUUUCUCUCUCUCUUCAUUUUCUACACAUCUCCUCUUCGUGAUCAAAUCCUCCGCAGCCGUCAGCAUUCAUGCGUCCUUCCUCGCGCCAGAGAGCGGCCGCUUGGCUGCUCGCGCUGCCGUUGGGGAGAGGAGAGGAAUGCGCGCGCCGCGGCCGCCUGGAGAUGAUCUCGUUUUGGUUGCUGUGCUGGAAGCUAUUGAGAGCUACAGCUGGUCUGAGGAGGACAGCACCUGAACUAACGGACGGUAACCACGACAACAACCUCACUUCCACACAGCCAGAGGAUCCAGCUAUCAUGGAGGUCAGCUCAUCACCUCCUCUGACAGACCUAGACAAGGACAGCUUCUUCAGCUACAACAGCCAGGAGGUGGAGGGGCUCCAGUAUACAGAGGAGGAAAAGGGAGAUGAAUGUGAUUAUCUGGUUUUUGAGAUGGGAGAGAAGGAGAGGGGAGAGCAGCAGGGUGGAAGUGAAGAUGGAGAGGGUGAAGAAGAUUGUGGGAGAAGAGAAACUCAGGGAGAAGAUGAAAGAAGAGGUGUGGUUGAAGGAGAGGAGGAUGGUAGAGGAGAAACUGAAGGAGCUGAGGAACAACGAGAAAUAGAGAUUGAAGUGGAAGAAAAAGGGAAAGUAGGAGAAUCAGAGGCUGAAGAUGAGGAGAGAACCAGGAGAGAUGAUGAUGGGAAGGAAGGCAUGAAAGAAGUGGAUGAAUGGAUAACAGGAAUGUUGGGAGAGAUGAAAGAAGAUCUCUGCUCCAUCACUGAAAAUCCAUCAUGUCCAUCAUCAGUCAUCCCCUCAGGUCCUCCAGAGACCACGUCCCAGGAGGCCUGGGGACACAACCUCAGCCUCGGGGAUGACCUCAGUGACAGCCUCCAGGCAGAGCUGGCUGUUGUAUGCUCUGACAGCGAUGAGGGAGAGGACCAAUGGGGAGCCUCGCCACCCUAUGAUGUCACCAGACAGGUAGAAGGAGGCGGAGCUAUUCUUGAUGUUAAUGAGAGCAGAAAGGCGAACAGAGAAGAGGGCGAGGAAGAGGAGGAGGCCAGGACUGGAGCAGAGGAGGUGGUGGAGGAGCAGGAAAGGAUGGGAGGCAGAGCUAAUGAUGAAGAGGAGAUGAAGGCAAGGGGAGACAUGUCUCCAUCACUCAGCUCAACAGCCAGUUUAACCGAUCUGGACCGGAUGGUUCCUCCAGAUUUUUGUGUGAAACAAGAGAACCUCAGCGAGAAUGUCUCCACUGAGCAUGUGGACUUUAUGUUGGCUCGCCAGCAAUGGAGGAAGAUGGAGGAGGAGGUCAAAGGCCAGCCCACCCCCAAACCAGGACUGGCAGUUCAGGGGAGUUUCCAGGGCACCCACACUUCAUUAUACCCCCCUACUCGCAGCCCCCGCCUCAAACACAGGGAAAUUCAACCCUCCACAUCCAAAGAAGCUCCUCCUUCCUCCCUUUCCUACGCCAGUGAUGAGGACUCUUCCUGGAAUGACUUGUCAUUCCGCAGCCCCCUGGAGGAGCUGGAGAGUGCUGUGGAAAGAGAGAUCAGACUGACUCUGGAGAGAGAGGAACAGCACCGCAGGGAAAGGGGGAUGAUCCUGCAGGGCAUGACUUUACCCAGACCAUCCACCCUGUCGACAGCACAAUCUCCCCCCAGACCUCCCGCCUGCCGGACCCCUACUCUGUCCAUCUCACCAUCCUCUUCAUCUCUCCCUCGAUCAAUGUAUCAUGAGAUGACAGCCAAUAACGUCAUUAUCCUGGAGCCCGACUCCUCUAGCUCCGCCUCCAGGAACCGCCUCCUCUCCUCCGGGAUUGGCGGGCGUGGCAAUUUACCCGCUAGCUUGGACGUGAUGUCCUCCGGUAACGUCAUCGUCGUGGAGACCUCCAACCUGAUCAUUCGCAGCACUUCGGAGUUUUGUCUGAGCUCGGCGCCUGUUUCCAUGGAAACGCAGGAGAGCACUUUCACCUCCAACCCAUUUUUUAAGCUGCGCUCCAUCAGCAGCCAGUCCCUGGUGGAGCAGGAGAUCAAGAUGGUGAGGCACAGGGAGGAGGAAUGGAGAAGGCAGAGGGAGGAGAUGUGGAGGAGGAAAAGAGAGGAGGAGUGGAGGAGAGGGAGAGAGAGGUACGAUACUGUGCUGGUGUCCCCAGGCCUCCAUGAAAACAUCACUUUCAACGUGCCAGAGGUUCCAGACAGAAGUGUCUCCUCACCUUCAUCCCCCUCCAGGUCCCGCAAGAUGGAACGAUCUAGUUUGUCAUGUGACCACAAGUUUCCCCCUUCCCUCUCUGCAGGACCUCGACGGCAGAAUGCCAUGGCGCAGCGAUGGGAGGCCUCCUUAUUGGCCAAUCAGAAGAAGGAGUAAAGCAACAAUUGUGCUCAUUUGUCUUUUUAAAAGUCAGAAUGAAGUCCUACAUCUGUGUCUUUCUCCCUCUGACCCAGUAAGUCUGUCAGGAGCCUCGUAGCUGCAGGUUAGAAUCAUACUGGGGGAAAUGUCUGUUGUCUGCCUGGUGACAAAAGAAAGAGACUUUGUCUUUCAGUAAACUUUGUUUCCAAUAUUACAACCAUUAAUUGGCUUGGAUUUCUAUAAUACACUAGAUUACCGAUCGUAUUGGGACAUCUGGGAUAUGCCAUUGUUAAUCUGUUGGGUUUAUUAAGGAGUCAGACCACCAUUUUCAGCCAUAACAGCUUCAACUCUCAAGGUUUAGGAGUGUGUUUAUAGGAAUUUAUCACCAUUCUUCCAAAA